Molecule: messenger RNA, 1518 nt
Organism: Panicum virgatum (switchgrass)
Lineage: Eukaryota; Viridiplantae; Streptophyta; Magnoliopsida; Poales; Poaceae
Product: transcription factor MYB4-like
Exons: 3
Coding region: 134-1219 (361 amino acids)
Biological process (GO): regulation of stomatal movement
Source: RefSeq, a predicted model, not a curated record
CGCACCUCCUUCGUCCCCAUCCUCCCUCCCUCUCCUAGCUCAUUGUGUCGUCGUCGUCGUCUUCCCGGCUUGGGCGUUCAAGCUGGCAGCUCUCGUUUGCUGCGCUGUAGCCCAUCGCUUGAGGCCGGGUGGCAUGGCGAGGCGGACGAGCGGCCCCAAGAAGAAGCUGAGGAGGGGCCUCUGGUCGCCGGAGGAGGAUGAGAAGCUGAUGAACCACAUUGCCAAGUAUGGCCAUGGCUGCUGGAGUUCCGUCCCCAAGCUAGCAGGCCUUGAGAGGUGUGGGAAGAGCUGCAGGCUGAGGUGGAUCAACUACCUCAGGCCGGACCUCAAGAGGGGUGCAUUCUCGCAGGAAGAGGAGGACCUCAUCAUCCAUCUCCACUCCAUGCUGGGCAACAAGUGGUCUCAGAUUGCAGCGCAGCUGCCGGGGCGGACGGACAACGAGGUCAAGAACUUCUGGAACUCGUACAUCAAGAAGAAGCUCUGCCAGCGCGGCAUCGACCCGGCCACCCACAAGCCGCUGCCCGAGGCCAGCAGCGGCCGCGGGGGCGCCGCCGCAGCUGCCAGCCGCGCGCGAACGGCGGUGUUCAGCGACGCCGAGCUCAUCAUGUCGUCGUCGGCGGAGGGCAAGCACAUGCCGCCGCCGCCAGUGACGGCGGCGGAGAGCUACGUGUACAGCCGCAGCAUCAGCGCCGACGGCGGCGCGAGCGACGGCUCCCUGCAGUCGUUGUCGGGGUACCACCAGACUGGGGACUUGGCGGCGGCCUACCUGCAGGAUCCCGCGGACGCGCUGCCGCCGUGCGGCCCCUCCGGUGUCCCGGCGGUCGUUCUGCCGUCGGCGUCGAGCUCCAGCACGCUGAACUCGAUGGGUGGCCUAAGCCCCGCGGCCACCACCACCACGGGAACCGACGAACAGUGCAACAACAACAGUAGCAGCGGCGGCAACGGGUCGUUCGAGCUGUCGACGCAGCAGAGCUGCAGCGCCAGCCACCUGCCGUGGCUGGAGCUGGGCACGAGCGGCUACGCGAACGGCGGCGGCGCCGCCGUGGACCACUACGGCGCGGCGCUGGACGAGCUCAAGUGGUCCGACUACGUGUUCGACGGCUACGGCGGCGGCGGGCAGUACCAGCACGGACAGUGCAUCUACGGCGACGACAGCAAGGACGCCGUGCAGUUCGUCGACGCCAGCGGGCUCGCCGGCAGCAGUUGGUGCUUGAAUUGAUCUCGAGCCAACGCACUCGGCGGCGAGCAAUUAAUCGAUCGACCCCGCCCGACCAAUCAAACCCAACACUUGUACGCGUGCGUGCCUACGAUUGCUGAUAGCUAAUGUUUGGUGAGCUUCUGGUUUGUAAAUUUCUUCCUCUUUUGGAUUACCGGGCUUGCGUUGCGUGUUAAUUUUCCGGUGCAAUCGGCAUGUAAAAAUCAUAUGGUGAUGGUGUGCAUUAUUGCUGGUGACGAGACAAAGAAUUAUAUAGAGAUAUACAUAUAUAAAUAUAUAUAAAUGAGAGGUGUUUAAUUAAA